Messenger RNA from Struthio camelus australis, 4153 nucleotides. Lineage: Eukaryota; Metazoa; Chordata; Aves; Struthioniformes; Struthionidae. The record is from RefSeq and is a predicted model, not a curated record.
CCGGGAGAGGUGCGUUGGCUUCCCUUCCCUCGCGGCAGAGGUGCUGGCUGCGCGGGGAGGAGAACGAGCCGGUGAGCGGCCGGCUGAGACGCGCCGGGCGGAUGCAGCCAGGAGGAGCCUUUCCCAGGUCUGCAUUGGCACUGUUUGCUUCCUGGUGGUUUGACCUGAGGUUUCUUAGCGUCAAGGCAGGACUUCCCAGAGCACCAAAAUGGCUGAGGAGCAAAAGGCGCUGGCAGACUGAGUCACCAAAGAGCACAGAUGCUGCUUAACUGCCCCUGAGCAGAGGCAAUACCCUGGCGCUGGUUGUCUAUGGAUAUCUCUUCCCUGUAAGAGUUAGGCUGAGGCGAGGACAGCUCUGAUGCUGCUCGUCCCUGCCUCCCAUUUGCUUUCAGUGGCAGUUCUGUGUGAAAAGCGGGUGAUGUUUUGCUUGUGGAUGCUGCCUGAAGUCACUUCCCCUGGUGUAAAACUCAUGAACAAUUCCUAACUCUUACCAAAAAUAUCAGCUGCUUUGGAUGCUUUCUCUACCUCAACCUCUCCUAGUGCUUAUAUUGCUCCAAAGGUAGUUUCUAACUCCUCGGUUCUCAUCUGGGAAAACGUUUCCUGUGUAAAAGUUGCAGGCAAGUACCUGGCUCAACGAUGAGCGCUGUUGAGUGCUAGCAGAGCUCUAGAGAAGUGUGCACUGGAUAAUUGCCUUCAUUUGGGGGAGUGAAGGGGAUGAUCAGUAUUUGGCUCUGGCAAAGACCUGUAGGAGGGCUCUUAAUUUCCCAGCGAGCCAGUGUUUGGGAGAGCAGUGCAUGCACAAUAUUUUGGAAACAAACAGACGGCUUGUUGGGACUUGAAUGGCAAAAAGCAUGCUUGGAGAUGGUGAGGCAGGACUACCUUGGUGGUGCUUUGGAGAGCAGGAAGCUGAUGUGUCUGAGGUGUGGCAAGGCGGGGGGGAUGCCCAUGGCCACAGGGGCACCCACCAGCUCUCUGGUGCUGCCUCUGCUGCUGUCGCUUAUCAAGGCUAGCGAAGCCUCUGAGCAGCUCCUGGUUUGGAGGCUGUAUUGGUGACACCUGGAAGCAGGUCCUGCCGGGAAGGGGUGGGUUUGCGCUACACCAAGGGUGCUCUGUGCCGGUGUGGAGGAUGGCAGGUUGCCAAUGGGCUCCUUCAAGCACAGGGCUGGAGCACUCUGGGUGUCUGCACCCUCUGCUUUAAGGCUGUUUAUAUACUCUAGCUCUCUGUCCAUCUCCUUAAAAACUUGCUAGUGUCCUGAACACCACUGAAAUGUGUCUUUAGCUGCUGCGCUAGCAGGAAUGCUUUGAGGGAGCAGUGAAACUAAGAGCAGUGAAGGCAAACCUGGUGCCAGCUCACACCUCCAUAGAUGCAGUAAGCUGCAAAGCUCUUUACUGUGAACAUGGCUGCAGCAGCAGUCGGUUCUCCAAGGACUGUUCUGCUGUGUUUGCCUUGCUGGCAGCUACCAAAACAGGCUCAGCUCAGGCCGUGCCAGCGUGUGUUCACCCAUGCACAAGCACAUUGGGCUCCAGCUUGGUCAGUUGUGCAUAGGGCAAGGAAAGGGGGAUAAACGUCUACGUCCUGGAGCGUGAGCUGAGAGCAGCUGCUUUUGCCCUGCUCUGUGGCUUCUGCUGAAUGUCCUGCAGCAGCACCCAAGUCACCUGCUGGUGUGACCGAUAAUGGCCAUGACCCCUCAUGAAGGGUUAAAACAAGUCCAGCACUUGCUUCUUCAGCCUGUCUGCAUUACCUCAGUCUUGGCUGGGUCACAGCUCUUCUCCAAGCCCUGAUGGAUUUGAUAAAUGUCUUCAUCGUGUGCUAACUCUUACUCAUUUUAAUCCAAGUGUUAGUUUGUAGGCUGGAGCUCAAACCAAGGGAGUGGGCAGCUUGUUCGUGGGUCUACGGCGAUGCUCAGCUGGCUUUCAAAACACACUGGCCUGGCUCUUGGCCCGAAUCUGUGCAGGGCUGGAGCCAGAUAGGAAUGAUUUGUAGGGAGUUAAAACCUAAAACCUGCCUCUCAUUUUAGGACAGCGUGAAGGUACUGAGGCUCACUCUGCCAAACGACGUCCCGGGCGAUAGACAGGAGCAGGUGAAGCAGAAGCCAGUAGGAAAGGCCUUCGCCAUGGUGGCCAACAGAUUGAGCAAUAGUCACUCCCUGGCGUCUGAAUGUAUCAAAUCCAACGACGGUGAUGAAGAGAUCAUUAAGGUUUAUCUCAAAGCAAGGGCUGAGGGCAGUGUGAAUCAUGAAGAACAUGUCAACCAGCUGAAAAGUGAAGUUCGUUACCUUCAAGAGGCUAGAAGUUCUUUGAAGAAGCUGCGGGAAGACUUAAGUAGUAAACUUGAGAACAGACAAGGAGAUAAACAGCCUGCACAGGUCGUGUUGGAAAAGCAGAACGGAAGCUGGCUCUACCCAGAGAGGCUACGUGCCGAUUCCUGGGAGGAUCAGGAAGAGGAUUACUCAGGAGAUGACGUGGAGAAAGUCCGGCAGACGGCAAAGAGGCUGUUUGCAAAGCUGCAGGAGGCCGAGAAGCGCCAUCAGUUGGAGAAGGCGGCCUUUGAGCGGACAGUCUCGCAGUACCAGGAGGAAGUGGAGCAAACAAGCUCUGCCCUGCAGAGAGCAGAGAAGAAUGUGGUGGAAAAGGAGGUGCAGGUGGAUGAGCUACAGAGACUCCUGGCAGGGAUGGAAAAGGAGCACAGGAGUUUGCUGCUGAAGAUGAAAGAAGGUGAAGCCGAGCUGGCGAGGCUGAGAAGUGUGGAAGGUGACAAGCUCGCCGAACAAGACCGGUCAGCCAAGCUGGAGAAGGAGGUGGCCAUGCUGCGGGAGAAGAUACACCAUCUGGAUGACAUGCUGAAAAGCCAGCAGCGCAAAGUACGCCAGAUGAUCGAGCAGCUCCAGAACUCCAAAACGGUGAUUCAGGCCAAAGAUGCUGUGAUCCAGGAGCUCAAGGAGAAGGUCGCUUACUUGGAGGCUGAGAAUCUGGAGAUGCAUGACCGUAUAGAGCACUUGAUCGAGAAGCAAGUCAGUCACGGUGGCCACAGCUCCAGGGCACGCUCAAAAUCGGAGUAUGUGAGCAGCAAAAGGGUGACGGGCCCCAAGCCACUGCCUCUCAUUCGAGUGGUGGAAACAUGAGUUUCGAGGGCUGAUCCGAGCUGAAGACUCUCCCCUUGUUAUCACUGACUGGACUUCCCUGCUUGGCUGCCAUGCUCUGGCCUCUGUGCUCAGUCUCCCCAGACCAGUCAGCGGAGGGCAGUGCCCCUGGAGAACUGUGGUACCCAGGGGCAGACAUUGCCGGGGAGGUCCUGGCAGAGGAAGGAGGUUUAUGAAGUGUCCACUCUGCUGUCCCCCGCUGGGCCCCAGGGUCAUGUGGAUGUCAGUUUGGUGGAGACUGGCUAGGAAGGCUGAGACCAGCUGGCCCUGGUGUGUACAAGGCACCUCUCUAGCUGGAGAGCCCAGCUUGCUUUCCCUGGUCAGUCCUGGGUUUGCCUGGGUUGCUCUGUGAGCAGCCGUUGCUUCUGAAGGGCCCCGUAUGAAUGGAGCCCUCUCUUCAGAUUUCUGCUUGCCACCAUGGACUUGGGGUUUAAUUUUGUUUUUAAUUCACUCUUACAAAGAAGAAAUCCUCCUGAAACCGGACUCCUUCCUGUAACAAAGCUCAAUGGGUGACAAUUCAGGAGCCUCCACCUCUGAUCUCCAGCACAUCCGGCUGCUCCAGAUUUGGCAAAGGUUCACAUGGCCAAAAUCAGUGUAUUGACAUGCUUUUCCCAGUCCCUUUCUCAUGAGGGUAGAGAAAUUGUACCCAGUGUACAUGUGUAGUGUUUAAACCCAGAGGCUGUUUAGUUUGUACCUGUAUUUAUUUCAAUAAAUUAUUGGUGUCUUCCAAUGAUGUGGUGACAGGCAUGAUUGCUGCUGUCUGACUCCAAGGGAGCAUAUUUGAGGACUGCCUGUCCCAUGUUUGAACUGGAAAAUACCAAGCAGCCUCCUCUGGGCUUGUGAGGUUAUGAGCUUGUCCUGUGUGUGUGUGUGUGCGCCUGUGCUUAGUAAAGGAGCUUGGGUAAAUCCAGAGGAAUGCUGUUAGCAUUUGUACUGACCAGAGAGGUGAGACAACAUGCUGUAAACGUGCCUCACAACUGUUAAUACCAAAAACAUGAAGGUCUUAAUUUGUC